AUGAGUGAUGAUCCUGACAGUGACAGCAGUGAAAACACUGCAAGUCGCAAAACGUCGUUUACUGACAGCUCAUCCAGGUCAUCCUCCGAAGCGCAAUCAGCAAAUAGAAAAGAUCUGAAAUCUGACUCCGAUAACGAUGCAAAACUGAAUUAUGGAACAGAUAAGGAAGAGGCGUUAUCCGAUGAUGCUAUGAACUAUGAAUCCGGCAAGAAUUCGGCUAUAUCUGGAUUUGAAAACGACAGCGUUGAGGAAGAUGACCAGCGGUCGCAGUCAACUACAGAGAGUGACGAGAUCCCGGAACUGGUAGAUGAUGAUGAUGAUGACGGGCAAGAUGAUGGUCAAGAAACGCAGGAUGAUGAAAACUCAGAUGAGGAGAUAUCCGACGAGGCAGAUGAGGAGUUCAUCAAAAAGCAAAUUGAAAAAUUGAUAAUUCGACGGAAUAAAAAAGAUAACGAAGCUCGUUUGAGGUAA
Molecule: messenger RNA, 471 nt
Organism: Gongylonema pulchrum
Lineage: Eukaryota; Metazoa; Nematoda; Chromadorea; Rhabditida; Gongylonematidae
Source: the annotation of a GenBank genome assembly